AUGCUCAAGAGUGCAACAUCCACAAUGGUCGCGCCUUACGACGGGCCUCGUUACAGUGCUCUCAGCCGGCGUAUACAUGGAUGGUCCUGGCAAUCGUUCCCUAUUGGAAUGGGUACCGGCGCCGUCUAUGUUCUCUUAUCGUCCCUUAGCCCCCAUCCGGGUUGGGUCACCUACAUUGAGAUCGUGUUCUAUAUUCUGAACAUCUGUUUGUUUGUUUUGAAUCUUUCAAUGCUCGGCCUACAGUUCAUAUUUUUCCGUCGCCAAUCCCUGAGGCUGUUAUCUGACCCAGUCAAAGGCGUCUUUGUUCCACUUUCUGUGCUUUCAUUCGCCACCAUUGUCAUCGGCACAAUCAAUUAUGCGGUCCCUGCGGGAAUUAUAAGUGCCAGCGGUAUAUACGUUAUGUUUUGGAUAUAUGUUGCGCUAGCACUGGUAGUAUCAUUCCCCAUGCUAAUGAUAUGGUUCAAUAAACCACAUGAUAUCACUACUUUUACUCCAGCCUGGGCAUUCUUGAUAUUCCCAAUAAUGCUUACUGGAAUCAUGGCUCUCAAUGCAUUGAGAGUCAUACCCGCUUCUGAUUCCCGCGCUCUUGGCAUUCUACUCGUCGGAUACUUCUUUCAAGGCAUUGGGUUCUUCAUGACCUUCUUCUAUCUCGCUAUCUAUGUCCUACGCAUAAUAACCACAGGAUUUAUGAGCGGACACCAAGCGAAUGGCGCCUUCGUUGCAUGUGGACCACCUGGGUUCACUGCGCUGGCUCUUAUCAACCUUGGGGCUUCUGCGAGGGAAAUCUUUCCCCAACACGAUCUUGUUUCUCCAAUAGCAGGAGAAAUAUUCUAUGCUGCGAGCGUAUUAAGCGCAUUGCUUCUCUUUGGACUUGCUGUAUUCUUCUUUGCAUUCGGCGUUCUUCCUUACUGGUUCAAGCUCCACAAGCACUUGCAUGAAAUUCUUGGAUGUUGGGCACUAACCUUCCCCAAUGUUGGUUGGAUUAAUACAAUCAUGGCUUUGAGGAAGAUAUUCAAUAUUCCGGGCUUUGAUGAGUGGCACCUCGUAAUGACUAUCAUGGUGUGCGUGACCUGGCUUGUGUUGUUCUGCCUCACGAUCGUCGCAUUCUGGAAGGGGGAAGUAUUCAUGUCCAGGGAUGAAGACAUCUAUGCAGACGCCCCUAUAGCCAAGCCAAAACCUGAAGACAUGGUCUGA
This is a messenger RNA of Rhizoctonia solani, 1194 nucleotides long. RefSeq names its product malic acid transport protein. Lineage: Eukaryota; Fungi; Basidiomycota; Agaricomycetes; Cantharellales; Ceratobasidiaceae. The record is from RefSeq and is a predicted model, not a curated record. The coding region runs from base 1 to 1194 and encodes 397 amino acids. Gene Ontology annotation, biological process: malate transmembrane transport. Gene Ontology annotation, cellular component: membrane. The transcript is spliced from 9 exons. Gene Ontology annotation, molecular function: malate transmembrane transporter activity.